AUGUGGUCAACCUCUUACUCUCUGGGUAGUAAACUAGGGCGGCCACGAAGCUUGCACCCUCACGACGAACUGUUCCUAAUAUUGGUUCGCCUUCGGCUAGGCCUCCUCGAGAAGGACUUGGCGUUCAGAUUUGGGAUUUCGACCUCUACAGUGUCACGACUCUGCAUCACAUGGAUUAGCUAUCUCUAUCAGCACCUGUCACGACUUCCCCUGUGGGCGACACGGCAGCAAGUGGACGAGGAUAUGCCACCUGCUUUUACAGAGCAGUACCGAACAACAAGGGUGAUCCUCGAUGCAACAGAGGUCAAGUGUCAAGUUCCGACCAGCCUCGUACUUCAGUCUGCAAGUUUUUCGACAUACAAGUCGUCAAACACCUUUAAGGGACUUGUCGGGAUAUCCCCAGAUGGAACUGUGACAUUCGUGUCGCAGCUCUUUCUGGGGUCAAUGUCAGACAAAGAAUGCGUACGACAGAGCGGAUUCCUGGCACUCCCCUUCGAUGAGAAUGACUCGGUAAUGGCUGAUAAAGGAUUUCUGAUUUCUGAGCUCCUGGGGGACAUCAAUGUAAGGCUCAAUAUCCCCCCGUUCCUUGGCCAGGGGACAUUCACAGAGAGCCAAGUUAAGGAAACUGAGAAGAUUGCAUCACUGCGUAUACACGUUGAAAGGAGAAUACAGCGAAUCAAGAGCUUCCAUAUUUUUGAUCGAGCCAUCCCUCUCUCACUCGGCCCAGUAGCAAGUGAGAUAUGGACCAUCUGUACAAUUCUGACGAACCUUCAGAGCCCCCUGUUACGCCAGCAUGAAGAUGGAAGCAGGGACGCAGAUUAGCUGCGUGUCUUUUGCG
Ixodes scapularis (black-legged tick) is the source of this 838-nucleotide messenger RNA. RefSeq lists its product as uncharacterized. Bases 1 to 822 code for a protein of 273 amino acids. The transcript has a single exon. Lineage: Eukaryota; Metazoa; Arthropoda; Arachnida; Ixodida; Ixodidae. The record is from RefSeq and is a predicted model, not a curated record.